CACUACAUUCUAGUGUUAGUUACCUCCCUCCUCGGGUCUUCGACAACGUCAUUGUUCAGUGCAUAACAAACUGACUCCAAAAAACCAAUCGAAUUGCCGGAAAAAUAAUCUACUAAUGGUCAUAUGAGCUAUUCAUCUACUGACCGCGUAUGCGUUCGAACCUAUAAAAUAGUACACAGAAAACAUAAUGGCAGCUCACAAGACAGGUGGGCAAAAUGCUCGCAAAAAAGUUCAGGUUUCAAUGGUUAUUCGAGAUGAAGUGGAAAAAAGACAUAGAGCCGGUGUUAAUUCAUUACAGUAUGAUCCAGCUCUUCACAGGCUUUAUUCGGCUGGUAGAGACAGUAUUAUUAGGAUAUGGAAUUGUAAAAAUAUAAAUGAACCUUUUAUCCAAUCAAUGGAACAUCAUACGGAUUGGGUAAAUGAUAUAGUGCUCUGCUGUGGUGGCAAAAAUUUAAUUUCUGCAAGUUCUGAUACUACAGUAAAAGUUUGGAAUGCACACAAAGGUUUUUGUAUGUCGACAUUAAGAACUCACAAAGAUUAUGUUAAAGCACUUGCCUAUGCAAAGGAUAGAGAACAAGUAGCAAGUGCCGGUUUAGACAGACAAAUUUUUUUAUGGGAUGUUAAUACCCUUACAGCACUAACUGCAAGUAAUAAUACUGUAACGACAUCAUCCCUAGCAGGCAAUAAAGAUUCAAUUUACAGUUUAGCAAUGAAUCCACCAGGUACUGUAAUAGUAAGUGGAAGUACAGAGAAAGUUUUACGAGUAUGGGAUCCAAGAACUUGUAACAAAUUAAUGAAGCUUCGAGGUCAUGCUGACAACAUCAAAGCACUUGUUUUGAAUAGAGAUGGUACUCAAUGUUUGUCUGCAAGCUCUGAUGGACAUAUAAAGCUUUGGUCGUUAGCACAGCAGUUGUGUAUACAGACAUUUAGAGUCCAUACAGAAGGUGUUUGGGCAUUAUUAGCGACAGAUACAUUUAGUCAUGUAAUAUCAGGAGGAAGAGAUAAAAGAGUGAUAAUGACAGAAUUGCGAAACCCAGAAAAAUAUACAGUUAUUUGUGAAGAAAGUGCUCCAAUUUUGAGAAUGGCUAUGACCCCUGAUCAAUCAAGUAUUUGGGUAGCUACUAGUGAAUCAACAAUAAAUAAUUGGUGUAUAAAUCAAAAAGACUGGCAAUGUGGUGAUUAUUGUGUUGAUUCGCCAAAUGUUGGUGCCGGUGGAAUGGUUCCCAGAAACACAGAGCCUGCUCAAAGAAUACUAGGAGGCCCAGCAAUAAGACAUCACGUAAUUUUAAAUGAUAGAAGAUUUGUUCUAACAAAAGACACUGAAGAAAAUGUAGCUCUUUACGAUGUUCUUAAAGCAUGUAAAGUUGAAGAUCUUGGACGUGUUGAUUUUGAUCAAGAAGUUAAGAAAAGAAAUAAAAUGGUUUAUAUUCCAAGUUGGUUUAAUGUUGAUCUCAAAACUGGGAUGUUGACAAUUCAUUUAGGACAAGAUGAAAAUGACUGUUUUUCAGCUUGGGUGUCUGCAAGAGAUACAGGAAUAACUGAUAAUGAUAAUGUAGAUCAAAAAGUAAAUUAUGGUAAUUUACUACUCCAAGCUUUACUAGAACAUUGGUGGAAACCGAUGCACGCUGAUGAUGAGAAUGAGGCUAAUAGUAAUGAUGGUAGCAGUCAAACACAUUCACGAGACGGAAAUUUAUAUUUUCCGGUCCCUGGUCACACUCCAGUCAUUUUCAGUGAAGUAGGGGGAAAAACACUCUAUAGAUUACUUGUUCGAGACGCAGCAGGUGAAACAGAACGCGCCUUGCUGAACGAAACCGUUCCAUCGUGGGUUGUGGACAUUGUUGUUGACAAAAACCUGCCUAAAUUUAUCAAAAUUCCAUUUCAUUUGUCUCCACAUCCGUCUUCCGGUUUUAAAAAUUUCAAAAAAGAUCGAUUGAUUGCUAAUGAUUUCAUUCAAGUUCGGAAGGUUAUUGAACAUGUUUAUGACAAAGUUUUAGGAGCUGGAAGUGAUUCUGGUUCAGUUGCUGGAGGUGGAAACACUGUUUCCAGUGGAUCUCCAGCUGGCGAUCGUGCCAAUACUGAUUCGAAUGCUGAUAACUCUUCAUUAGCUGAAGAAAAAGUUGAAUUGCUCUGUAACGAUCAAGUAUUAGAUCCUUCUAUGGAUUUAAGAACAGUGAAACAUUUCAUCUGGAAGAAUUCAGCAGAUCUGACACUUUAUUAUCGACCAGUUAAAUAGUUAGGAUCGCGAAUGACGAAUAAUGGUCCUUUGAAAUAUGCCUGGUUCUGUUCCAUGGCAAAGUAACAUUGAAAAAGUUUCCGCUCAAAAAUGACGUGAACAAUUGAACAAAAGUUCGAUUUACUACGCCUCAAAGUUGCCAAAAAAAUGCAAAAAUCAUAAUUAAUACUUUAAAACGAUGGAAAAUUGUAAAUGAUCUUAAAAUCAGUGAAACUGAUAAAAUUAGCAUGAAUAUGAUAUAUAUUUUUCAUGGGAUGUUUAACAAGGCGUGUAAAAUGAUCAAAAAAUUUAAUGAUGCAUUUAAUAUGUAUGUAAAAAAAAUCUUAUUAACGACUUUAAGUAAUACUUAAUAUAAAUGAUAUCUUAAUCAGCGUAUUCAUCGCCAAACAUAUACAUGAUGAAUGAGAAAUACUGCUGAAUUACUGUUCGUUACUUGGACAGCAUUUUUAUUUAAAUAAUAUAUGUGUAUAUGGAAUAUGAUCUUUCUAUUCAAUUUUUUGUCUUCCUGUGUGAAGAAGAUCAAUUUUAUGAGAGCACAAUAAUGGAAUGAUAGAAUCAGAAAAUUAAUUUGUAGAUAUCACAAUUAAUGAAUUUUUUCUUUUGUACAUUUAUUAAUUAUAUUACAAUUAAUUAUUAAUAUAAUAGCCUGUUAUAGUAACCAUUAUUUACUUAUACCUUCAAAAGUUUUUAUCAUUUGAGCGUGCCCUAGCGAUCUUUAGAUCAUUUCUCUCAUCACAUUUAGAGUUUAUUCUUUAGUAAUUAUAAAUUUUAUAAUUUUUGUAGAUGAGAAUACAUAAAUAGAAAUGAAAAAUGUACGUGUAAAUAUUUUACUCA
Molecule: messenger RNA, 3067 nt
Organism: Chelonus insularis
Lineage: Eukaryota; Metazoa; Arthropoda; Insecta; Hymenoptera; Braconidae
Product: WD repeat-containing protein 48
Exons: 8
Coding region: 188-2233 (681 amino acids)
Biological process (GO): double-strand break repair via homologous recombination
Molecular function (GO): ubiquitin binding
Source: RefSeq, a predicted model, not a curated record